AUGCUUGGGAACAGACACCAGGAUCUUCUGGAUUAUAGAGAUACCCCUAACCAAGUGCAGCAGCUUGGUUCCCUGCAGGAUCGCCCCACAUGCAGGGAGCGAUCCUGCACCACAAAAGAUGAGGAGGGUCUCCACCACUUAGGCCCAGCAGGCACCAAGGAGAAGCCAGAAGAGGAGGGUGUCUAUGAGACUGCUGAUCCUGCCCCCAGUGUGGAAGGGAUGCAAACACAGCAGGUGUCUGCAUUGUGGUCUUCAGCCGGGAAGCCCCCUUGCACACGCACGGUGGUGAUCAUAGCUGCUGCUGCUCUGCUGGCUGCAUCGGUGUCCCUCAACGUGUUGCUGCUGGCCCUGGGAACCGUGCCCUGCAAGUCUCCAUUGAGCAGGCAGAGUCCCACUUCCUCUCCCGCAGACCUGAGCUCCUUCUUGCUAUACAAUGAGAAUCUCAACAUUUGUGUGGCUACUGCGCAAGAGUCCAAGUUCCUCAAAGGUGCUCCCUGUGACCCUCGGGUUCAAGCGCAGCAUUUUCAGUGGCUCUCUGGGGGCCUCCUCCGUCAUGUGGCCUCGCAGCUCUGUGUGGCAGCCAGUGGGGCAAAAAGCAAAACAGCUCUCCACCUGAAGCCCUGCUAUGCACGGAGCUCCCUUCAACACUGGGAGUGUCGUGAGGACAAUCUGUUGGCCCUUGAGGGCAAGGAUCUGUAUUUCAACUAUGGCAACAGUGCCCAAGAUGUGGUGAUGCUAUACAGUGGCAAGGGACUUUGGAGUCGCUGGCUCGUCUACCAGACCCGCAAUAGCGUCUGUAACAGUGAGACCCAGCAAUCUUGCCCCCCCUUUGUCAGGGACUGGACGUCUUUCCAGGGCAGCUAUUACUUCCUCUCACACUCUCCAGGACCCUGGGAUGUGGCCAACCAGUCAUGCACCUCCAUGGGGUCUCACCUGCUGGUGAUCAACAGUGCAAAGGAAAAGGAUCACAUUGCAGCCCUCUCUCAAACGCGUUCCUGUUGGAUUGGCCUUAUUGACCAGGUGCUUGAAAGUGACUGGACAUGGGUGGAUGGAACGCGCAUGGGACCCGACAGCAGUUACUGGGGUCAGAAUGAGCCCAAUGGUGGAAAGGCUGAGAACUGUGCCUUGAUGAGAAACAGUCUGUGGUAUGACUACCCCUGCAAGGAGAGCUAUCACUGGAUCUGUGAGAGGAAGCGGUAGUUCAAAGGGGUCAGGUUAUCAGCUCUGCCUUUCUGCAACCAGCUUUUACAACAGAUGCCUGACCGGCUCACUUCGUCAUAAGUGCAGAGCCCAGUGCCAGCAAAGCCGGUUUUCCCACUCAAACUUGUGAGCUAAGAAAACUGAGUUUGUGCACACACGCACGUGGACACACUGUGUAACACCGCAAAAAGCGAUGAUUUGCUUAUUUCACUAGCAUAAUGAGCUCGUGUUAUUCUGCUUACAGUUUGUCAGAUUUGAAUGUGCAACAUUCCUUCCUAUUUCAGAGACGUAUUAUGUUGUAAAUGCCUGAAUCAAGGAAUUUCUAAACUGUUACAUGUGACUUCUUUGAAUAGUAGAGGGACUCUUUGGGGCAUAUUCUGUCACUGUAAAAACUUCGAGGGGAGAGGUUGUUUGCCAGAAAGGCAGCCUGUUGAACUGUGUCUCAGCUUGCCCCUACCACCAGAGGCCCCAGGGGCGUGUCCACCGAAAUGUCCAGAGGCGUAACUGUGCCACUCACGGUAAGCCCUAACACUUGGCAUUGCAAGAAUGGGAUGGAGAUGGUCCGGGAUCCAGGACUACCGGGUUCAAUGGUGGCGUCCCAGGAUUCCUGCCAUCCACCCCGCCCCCACGUAGCAAUUUUUCCUCCAUUGUUGCCAAUAGGACGGGGGAGAAAAUGGGGGGAAAAGAAAGGUCCCCUUCCCCUGACCAGCAGGAGGCGGCACAGCUUUGGCAGGGUAAGGGAUGGACUGCUCAGUGCCCCCGUAUCCAGGAUCUGCUUGGCACUGCACUGCUAGAGGCUUCAGUGAAUGGGGCGGCAUAGAAGUUUACUAAAUAAAUAAAUAGCAUCAAAAGCUCCAGCAUCUGAGUGGGCUUGUUACAAUGUGCAUGGGUUCCUGAAGGCCUCAGAUCAGAGGAAAAUGGAGACUUAAAGAGCAUGACGGGACUGGCCGAGACACAGGUAUUUUUGCACAGCAAAACUGAGAAGCCAGGAGUGGUUGGAGAAUGGAACGUAACAGAUGAAGAGAAGCCCGCCCUGGACCAUCUGGAGAGAGAAUGGAAUCUGACGAGCCUGUGUGCCCAAGGUAAAGGAAGAGCAGCACAUUCUGCGCCAGCUCUGCUCAGAGGAGUUCACUGCUCUACCCAGUUGGACGGAGCUGAUAGCGUCAACUUUGAGGCAUAAAAUGCCUGGGCUUUCCAGCUCCCGUGUGUGCCAGAACAGCGCUGCAACUGGUCGCCCACACUCCCUGCCAAUGCUUGAUCAACGCUGGAGGAGGGUCUAUUGGUCGCGUGUGAGCACUGGAUGAAUGCAAGUGUGAAUGAGGCCUCUGGAUAUGGCUGCUGAUGAUUGCUGAACUUGCAUUCUUAUACCUUUGGAUCCUCUGUAUCAUAGAAUAAAUGUUACAUGCAUAGUGUUUAAUACCA
Varanus komodoensis (Komodo dragon) is the source of this 2622-nucleotide messenger RNA. Its product is annotated as macrophage mannose receptor 1-like. Lineage: Eukaryota; Metazoa; Chordata; Lepidosauria; Squamata; Varanidae. The record is from RefSeq and is a predicted model, not a curated record. Gene Ontology annotation, biological process: biological process involved in interspecies interaction between organisms. Bases 1 to 1200 code for a protein of 399 amino acids. Gene Ontology annotation, cellular component: external side of plasma membrane. The transcript has 7 exons. Gene Ontology annotation, molecular function: fucose binding; D-mannose binding.